ACCUCCCAUGAGCUCUUUUCAGUUCUCUCAGUCCCCCCUUGAAUUAAGUAACCACACAAAGAGAGAGAGAGAAAGAAUUCAGUUUUUUUCAGACACAUUUACACAAUUACAUACACACAGUUAAUGGAUUUGCAUGAACCUGAAACAAGAACACAAGUCAUGUCUUAUGAUGAUGAUUACAUAGACAUGGAGAUCAAUCUCUCUUCUUCUUCUACUUCUCACUCCUCAAGCUUCAUCAGCUUCAACGUCACCUCCUCGCCACCGCAAAGCAGAGAGUUCGAGUUCCAAAUGUGCCCCUCCGCCGUAGCUUCCGGAGAAUCCACCACGUGUCCCGCCGACGAUCUCUUCUACAAAGGCCAACUCCUCCCUCUCCACCUCCCUCCUCGUCUCCAAAUGGUCCAAAAGCUUCUCGCAUCCUCCUCCUCCUCCACCGCCGCAAAAGAUACUCCGAUUUCCCCACGCGCCGCCGCAUUUUUGCCAGGGAGAUUCAGUAGCAGCGAGAUCGAAGUAAGAGGCCAAGACGAGCUCAACGAGAAUCUUGGAAAGAGCAAAAAGAUUAAACAGUCAUCGAUAACUAAGAAGCUCAAGGCCUCACGUGCUUACAUAAGAUCUCUCUUCUCAAGACAAGGAUGCUCAGAUUCAUCAGAGAUCGGCAUCAAGAACUCUAAAUCCUCGAAAAACAAGAACCCACUAGGGAAACAAGAAUACUCAAAUCCUCCAUUGAGUCACAGGAGUUCGUUCUCUGGUGUAAUACAGAGACAUUCUCCAGCAAAGUGUUCUUCCUUGUCUUCUUCCUCGAGGUCGUCGCUUUCGUCUUCGUUCAGUUUUGGAUCAAACGGGUCUUUGGAUCUACAGACGCUGAUGAGAAGCAGCAACGCGAGCUCGGAGGUUGACAACUCCAUUGAAGGAGCUAUUAAGCAUUGUAAGCAGUCGUUUACCACGAGGAAGAGCAAUGUGGCUGAAUCUGAGUUCUCUUCUUCAAGAACAUCUGUUUCUACUUGCGGUGACAUUGAGAAAUGAUGAGAUUCUAAUUUUUUAUUUUUUAUUUAGAUUAUUAUUUGUGCUUUUUUUUUUUUGUAGAAGUUUGGUAAAUUUGAGGUUCUUUCUGUGUUAAUGCUACAAAAUUACUAAGUAGUUUUCCUGCCGAUAUAUUAUG
This is a messenger RNA of Brassica oleracea var. oleracea, 1156 nucleotides long. RefSeq names its product probable membrane-associated kinase regulator 3. The transcript has a single exon. The record is from RefSeq and is a predicted model, not a curated record. Gene Ontology annotation, molecular function: kinase inhibitor activity. Lineage: Eukaryota; Viridiplantae; Streptophyta; Magnoliopsida; Brassicales; Brassicaceae. The coding region runs from base 124 to 1020 and encodes 298 amino acids. Gene Ontology annotation, cellular component: plasma membrane.